Molecule: messenger RNA, 906 nt
Organism: Corythoichthys intestinalis (scribbled pipefish)
Lineage: Eukaryota; Metazoa; Chordata; Actinopteri; Syngnathiformes; Syngnathidae
Gene: anapc10
Product: anaphase promoting complex subunit 10
Exons: 4
Coding region: 258-818 (186 amino acids)
Biological process (GO): anaphase-promoting complex-dependent catabolic process; protein K11-linked ubiquitination
Cellular component (GO): anaphase-promoting complex
Source: RefSeq, a predicted model, not a curated record
UUCAAAAAACGAAGAAAUAGAAGCACAACAUCAAGUGAAGGAACGUCUCCUAUCUUCAGUGUUUUUUUGUUUUCUUUAAAAAAAUUAAGUAACUGAAUUUCGAUUCCAGACUUUUACAACUUUUGCAGCCCACUUGUUGUUUAUUAGCCUAACGGGCUCGCUGUAAACUGCGGAAAAAGUUAAACUGAAGUCAAGAACGUGCGACAAGAGCGCAAGACUACAGCAUAAGACAGGUUCAAUUAUUUCUUCUCCAGACGAUGACAACGCCGAGCAAAACGCCGCCCGGUGCCGACCCGAAGCAGCUGGAGCGAACUGGUACCGUUCGGGAGAUCGGCUCGCAGGCGGUUUGGUCGCUGUCCUCCUGCAAACCUGGGUUCGGCGUAGACCAGUUGAGGGACGACAAUUUAGAGACGUACUGGCAGUCAGAUGGAUCUCAACCUCACCUGGUCAACAUCCAGUUCCGGAGGAGGACUACGGUGAAGAUGGUGUGCAUUUACGCUGACUACAAGUCGGACGAGAGCUACACGCCUAGCAAGAUCUCCGUCAGAGUGGGGGACAACUUCCACGACCUGCAUGAAGUCAGGCAACUGGAGAUGGUUGAACCCAGCGGCUGGAUUCACGUGUCGCUGGUAAACCAGCGAACCAGCGAGCCCGUGCGCACCUUCAUGAUCCAGAUCGCCGUUCUGGCCAACCACCAGAACGGCCGAGACACGCACAUGAGGCAAAUCAAAGUGUACACGCCGGUGCAGGAGCGUUCCAUAGGAAUGUUCCCGCCGUGCACCACUGUGGAAUUCAUGAUGUACCGAACCAUCAGAUGAUCCGCCCACUUUUGGUCAGCGGAUGAGUUGUUUGUUUUGUACUUUAAGCUGUUGUAAAUAAAAUUUGAUUUCAUCAAAUUGCAAUCCA